Molecule: messenger RNA, 1791 nt
Organism: Coccidioides posadasii C735 delta SOWgp
Lineage: Eukaryota; Fungi; Ascomycota; Eurotiomycetes; Onygenales; Onygenaceae
Biological process (GO): regulation of transcription by RNA polymerase II
Molecular function (GO): DNA-binding transcription activator activity, RNA polymerase II-specific; zinc ion binding
Source: RefSeq, a predicted model, not a curated record
AUGGAAUAUCCUCGUAAUGCCCCUGCAUCCCGCCUGCCAGCUCUGCCAGUCGCACAGGCAGAUACCUCUUCCGCAUUGGCAUUGCCUCGCCAAGCUCUACAAGACGCAAGGGAUGGCUCGAUGACCAGCACCAAUCGAGUUGUUAAGAAUCAAAUUGUUUUUCGGAUUAAAGAUUCUCGUAAGCCAACGACAAGGACACGGCGCCUCGGGACGCAGGACCAAAGCGGCACCGCGGCAGAACCCGUUUUCCGCCCCCGAAGGUCACAUCGCAAAUCUCGAACAGGAUGCGGAAACUGCAAAAGACGGAGAGUCAAGUGUGACGAAACGAAGCCUCACUGUCAAAGGUGUGAAGCUUAUGGUGUAUCUUGCGACUAUACAGCCGUAGACAACCAAUUAACGCUUGCAACCGCAUGUGCAUCUAAUUCUCGCCAAAUCGACGCGUCGGCUUUCUCUAUGUCUGUGACGGAUCUCGGCAAUAGGAUAUUGGAGGUGCUUCGCUCAGGCUCGUUAUCAGGCGUUGACCCCGGACCACUGCCAUCAUUCACAGCGAAAAAUGCACCGUUAGCGUUGAAUCAUUUUGUACAGACAGUGGGCCUGAUAGCAUCCAUGACGGAUUCGUCGAGGAAGGUAGUUAGGGGGGAUAUGAUGCGGUUGGCAUUUCGUACACCACAUCUUAUGCAUGCUAUUUUAGGUGUAGCCUGCACAUCCAUGUAUCAGAUGUCGAUACAUGAUAAAUCACACAAGGUUGCGGAAGCGUAUCACUGGGAAGUCGCCAUCAGAUUAUACAAAAAGGAAAUCCAGAAUCCAGUUGGAGCACACAACAUGGACGCACUCAUGUCAACUUGCAUGAUGAUGGGGGUUUUAUCCUUUUGCGAAAAAGAAUACAACCCCCUUGAUUCUUGGGUCUUCUCGUCACGCCCGACGGACCUCAAUUGGCUUUUAGUUCAAGGCGGCCUUCGAUAUCUCAUCCAAUCUGCCGUGCCAUGGAUUCGGCAGAGUAUUUGGUGGGAUUUUUUCAUGGAGUCCGAUGACGAAAACAAAACGUUCGACGACCAUCGCCCUGGUCGUGUUGGCCUAGACCCACAACUCGCAGAUCUGUGUGAAAUUGGAGAAACGACUACGGAGGAUGAUAACCCAUACCACUGGCCCUUGAGAAUGCUCAGUCCGCUGCUCAACCUACCGAUGAUUCGCGAACAUUUUAGCAAAUUCUGCACUUUUAUGGGCAGACUCCUACCGCCAUACACCAAUCUCUUGCAUCGAAAGGAACCGAGAGCGUGUCUCAUUCUGGCGAUUUGGAUGGCUAAGAUGUGCGAGCAGAAGGAGUGGUGGAUAUACCCACGAAUGCACGCCGAGUGCACAGCUCUCUGCAUGUUCUUGGAGCAUAGUGAUGACCCACGGAUCUUGAAACUGCUCGAAUACCCGGCGUCUGCAUGUGGGUAUGUUCUCAAACAUCAGCGAGAGGACGAACUACUUGAGUCUAGCCUGCAAUUGCUAGAGCAAACCUUGAUGGAAUGAAAGAGUCUUGUAUUCCGUGAAUGCGGGAAAACGAGGUGAGAUUGAACCACGAUGUCGCUAGUUUUAAUCGUUGCAAACAGCUUGUUGGGUCCCUCCUUUCGCUCGUGGCGUGUCGUCGGAGUAGAGCUAUAUGCGUGUUACCCAAUUUGGCAGUCCAUCAUGUGAUGGCUUUACGGCCGAGCCCGAAGACUCACUGCAUCUGGGCUCGGGAACAUUUUUGAGAUCAGUGGUGGGUGAGGAGUCGGGUUCUUACUAGAUAUCUCUUGAUCCUUGGUU